This is a messenger RNA of Symbiodinium sp. CCMP2456, 178 nucleotides long. NCBI's taxonomy places the organism in Eukaryota, Dinophyceae, Suessiales, Symbiodiniaceae. The record is from the annotation of a GenBank genome assembly.
AUGCCUGCCUGUACCCUGUACUUUGCGCUGGCCACGGUCUUCUACAGAUGGCUUUUUCUGUAUGUUUACGAGCCUGAGUUCGAUUGCGCGGGCAGCUUCUGGUAUGACCUCUUCGACUGCUCUGUUUUUGGUCUUUUCUGCAGCAACGUGACGCUCAUGGCCCUUGCGACCUUCACAG